GGGGAGUGUUCAUAUUCACAUUUCAUCAAAUGGAAACAGUGAAGAGAGUAUCAUUUAACUGGCACAGAAGACACUUUUACUCGUCGGUGUCACAUCACGAUCAUACUUACUACAAUGAGCGGGAGAGGGAAACCACGAAGCGUGCGCGCAAAGAGUCAUGAACCAGCGGAUGCCAAGAAUCCGGUUCGGGCCAAGAGUGCGCGGCAACCUCCAAAAGAACCAGUGAAAGACACUAAGAAAGAAACGCAACAGAUCAUUGAUGAAAACAAAUCCAAGAAAACCAAGGAGCAUAAGCAGCCUAAGCGCACCACUGAGGGAAAGCCACCUGUGCCACAUGAGAGCGUAGAAGUUAAAACCGGAUCAAGGAUGGUCAGAAAAGGUUACAACUUUGACUCAAAUCCGGAUAAAAUCCUGUUUACAACCCUUGACCAAUUGAAGAUUAAGAAGAAACAGAAAUCGGAAUCAGCAAGUAUUGUCAAUGACUUGGUAAAGCGUAUUAAGGACCACAUGAAAAAGUGUACGGAAUGCUUCAAAGAUGUAAAUGAUCUGCGCACUGGAAGUUACUACGAGAAUUUAAAGGUGGGUCAUUAAUUACAUUCAAUCAUACAUCACCAGUGUGACACAAUACUCUUUCAUGCUUCACUGAUUUUUCACGAUCUUUUGAUCAAUAUAGAUUUCUAAUCCCGACGAAUUUGACGUGAUGUUGACUGUGCCUGUCGAGCGGGUGGACAUUCGGCCGUUUGGGGAUGAUGGGGCGUUUUACAGCGUGGCAUUCAAACGAGGAAAACACUCUUUGGAUCGCUUUCUAGAUGAAGACAACACAAUAUCUGCCAGUGGAAUGCUUACCGAGUUCAGAAACGAGGUUAAAAAGUGUGUGAAGAUACUCAGAGGUGGGUACGGCUGCAGCGCGCGCUUCCCAAAUGCCUAUAAUGUAGAAUAUGUAUGCAAAACAUUUCUUAAUUGAAAUUGUCUUCUUUCCAUACUUCUAUCAAGGCGUGGGGUUGGAGAAGAAGAAGAAGGGUUGCCCGGCGGUGACCUUACUGAUAAACGGGACGGGAAUGGUCCCUAUCUCACUGGACAUUGUUCUGGGGCUUGAGGUCCGCUCGAGCUGGCCCACUUUCACCCAGGGAGGCAUAGACAAAAUAGACAUCUGGCUCGGGACCAAAGUGAAGAAAGAACAAAAGCUUAAGGGGUACUACCUCGUUCCGAAGUACGAGGGAAAGGGCACGGUGGAACGGGAAGGGGUCUGCGCUAGAGGUAACCAUUUUGUAACAAUUAGGUCAACACCAUUCAAGCUAACACAUCUUGAAUAAAACUAUCACUUUCAUUUGUGAUUUCUUCAUAAAUGGGAGGUGCAGAGCAUAGCCACUGGAAGUAGGGCACUGAGGAUGCUGCAGCACCCACUGAAAAAUCCCCCUCCCCCAAAAAGUAAUAAUAUAUUAAGACAACAUUUGUUGAAAUUGUUGAAAAAUAUAUUUUUCGCACAAAAUUAGGGCCUUUACUAGUCCUGUAUUAGAGGACAGAUAUAGCUGUCACAUUUUCCCCCAGCACUGAACCCCCCUCCUUCAGGGGCUAUUGCCUUUUUCUGAGUUUCCUAAAUGUCAUUUUCUUGUCCUGUUACCUACAGACAUAUGGCGCAUCUCAUUCUCGCACGUGGAGAAGAGUAUCCUAACAAAUCAUGGCUCCCAGAAGACCUGCUGCGAGGCCAACGGGACUCGCUGCUGCAGGUAAGCCUACUAUAGAAUGUAUGCUGCAAACAUGAAUACUGUAGUCAUAAUGCCCUGCCAAAAACGAGUCAAAUAUUGUCAGCCUACAUACAGUACAGGCAGUGCUUAAUUUGAGCCAGACCCUGCCAGAACAGGAUCCAGCACCAGUGUUGCCAGCUCCUCAGUAAGGAAAGUAGCUAUUGGCUGUCCUAAAGGUCGUCAGAAGUCGCUAAAUGACGUCAUCGCCUAAUUUGCAUAAUUGGCCAUGUGCAUAUAAUUGUGAUGGAGGCUGUAGGAGAGAGGAAUAACGUUGUGGGAGAGACAAAAAGUGAGUAAAAAACACCCUAAAUAUGUUUAGAACUACAAAUGAACUUUCUUCUGUUGAUUCUUGUUUUUUUUUAUGUCACAAUUCCAACCCUCCUCCUUUAUCCGGGCUUGGGACCGGCAAAAGUGACCCAAAAGAGACACUCUGGCGGAGUUACUUAGUUUAAAAAAUAUAUAUAUUUAGUUUAGUUUUCUUAAGUUUGGUUUGGUUUUUAACCUUAUGGUCCACUUAGUAGCCUACAACAAGUCACAGUAAAACAUGAACAUUUUUAACCAUAACAUUUAAAAAAAAUGUUGUAUACAAUCUACAUUAACAAUCUAAAUGGACCAAAAAGAGACAAUAGAAAAAACUGUCAAUGGCAAUGUGAGAAAAUGAUGGUAACUAGUCUGGCCCUAAUUCAGGUUAAUUGUUAUUUUUUUCCCAGAACCCCCUCCACAAACACACAGGCUGUGCUGGCUCACAGAAAGAGUGGGUCAUCAUCAUUUUGGUCAAGGCUCUCUAUUGCAGGUUCAGCAACUGAGGGAGCUGACUUAAAUGAGUAAGCAGCUGAUGUGCCAAAAAGCUGCAAAACAUUAUCAGGCAGCUGGUGCUCAUAGCAAGCCUCACCAGACAGCUUCAGUCCAUAUCGAAUGUACAGGAUGGAGUUAAGGGUCUGCAAAGACAUCCGAUUUCUAAGUUUGCUUUUUACCACACUCAUCUGGCUGAAUACUCUCUCAACUUCAGCAUUCGAGUGUGGCAAGGACAACACAGAAACAGCAGCCAUGGCAAGUUCUUGAAACGGGUUGAUAUCAGCUGCAUCCCUGAACUUCCAAAUCUCACUCCAGAAGCCCAGUGUGUUUUUUGUCUCAUUCCAUUCACUAAGAUGGAUGGCACGCCAUUGCUGGACAAUCUUGUCUAUCUCUGCAGGGGAGUAGCCAAGGAGCUUGGCUAUUUUUUCUAUUUCUCCAGGGCUCUUAUUGUGCUUUAGAGUUUCCUCCACAUUGAAAACUGACAUGUACUGCAAUGCUUCGAUGUUGUCCGGCAGUCUCACCCUCAACUCAUUAGUGAGGGAGAUGGUGAAGGCUACACACCGCAUUCGGACAUUGUUUUCAUCCUCAGGCGCAAGGUGGAGCUCAGCUGCAUUUGACUCAAAAAGGUAACCAAGGUACGGUUUGGGACUGAUGUAUCCAUCUAUUGGCCCUUUGAGUACAUCAACAUUUGCCAGUGGAUUCAACACCCUGCUGCUCACAGACUUGAUCAAGCUAACCAAGCUGUCAAGUAGCAUAAGAGGAUCUACUUGCUCUCCCUCAAAAGCCUUGAUGGCCAACUGUACCUCACCCAGCACUGACUUCAAAAAAGUCAGAUACAAUAUGUUUUGAGGAUCACUGUACAUGGAGUAUAAAACCUCAGCCAUGUAGCAGUGUUCACUGGACUUGGUGACUGCGAAAUGCAGCCUAAGCUCCUCCCACUGGUCCAAAAUGCGUGAAACCGCAGGUUCAAUGGAGAGCCAACGUGUGGCACACACCUUGGUUAUCUGUAAAGGUUUCUCCCCACAGUUGAUGGUCUCAAGUCUCUCGUACCAAGUACUCCACACUACGGGGGAUGGUGUCAUUGGAAGUAUGACUUACAGCAAGCUGCAGAGAGUGGCACACACAGCGAAUAAGAACCAGAUCUUUGAGGCCAUACUCCUCCUUCAGCACUUUAUGGACCCCAUUGUUAAUCCCCGUCAUAACAGAGGCAUUGUCAGUCCAUAUCCCCAGGAGUUUCUCUUUUUUAAGACAACACUUCUCGAGGAAAGCCACAACAGCAAAGGCUAUAGAUUUGGCAUCUCCUCCCUCCAACUCAACAAGCCCCAGAAAUGUUGAUACAAUUGUCUGCUUGGUGUCACUAAAGUACCUUAUCACAACCCCCAGGUACUUAGAAACACUUACAUCCGUGGACUCAUCGAGGAGGAGGCUGAAACGCUGGUCACCCACAUCUGCGACCAACUUUUUCAGAAAGUAUGGUGCUAGAACACCAUUCAUCAUUUCUGUGCACUUUGUCCUGUGCAUUUUGAAGUGGGUAGCAGCAGUGGAGUCUGAGAAAGCAGCUCUACAUGCUUCUCCAAUGUGAUCACAUGCCAGCAUGGAACAGUGUUCAGCGAUAGCUAAUGCCAUGGUGGCCUCAGCCUUUUUUGCAGAGUCCAUUUUUUUAACCAUAAAUGGCAGCUUGUUUUGGGUGGAACUGUUAUAAGGCUUUGCCUUUUGAGUAUGUUUUUGAGUUGUCAUGUGUUUUUUUACAUCACUAAGUUUGGCGUAGAAAUCAGCCUUACAAUACAGGCAGUAUGCCUGUGUAUCAUCUCCAAUAAACGGCUUCAACCAGCCUUUGAGUUCAGGGUUUGAUUCCCACUCCUUUCUGUAUUUUUGAGUGUACAGUUUAGACUGAGACAUGAUGAGCUAGCCAGCUAGAUGUUUAGCUGAUGUCACAGAGAGGCACACACACAGUGGACGAGGUGAGUAAGUGACUGAGGCUGUGUGAGUCAAAUGCAGUGAUUUAUUUUUGGAACCUAUUUGGCCUGAUCUGGUACCUCUCGUGGCAUGAAAAAUAAUUGUCACAUUUUGCAAUUUAAACAUUCUAAUAAACACGAUCAAAGUUAAUUUGAGUUGCCUCUUCGUUCAUUCUAGGGUUUCCUGGACCCUAGGCCACAAAACAUUUUUCCCAUGUGUGCAACUUCUGUAAGUGCCUCUACUCUACUGCUCUAUGCCACUACGGAAAUGUGAUGAUAUGCAUUCAAUGCUUUAUUAUAAAGGUGAUUUUUUUUUCUCAUGCGUUCCGGUACCUCAGAGCUCCCCAGGUCACCCCCCUCUCGUGCUCAUUUUUUUGUUCCGGCACCUCCCAAUUUACAAAUUAAGCACUGAGUACAGGGAAUCAUAUUAACGAGAAUAUAGUGUACUUUCCAUGACAUAGGCCUUCAACGGUACAUUUCUUAAAUCAUUAUUAACCAAUAUUUAUGCUGUGUUCAUAACCAAAUGGGAAGGUGGUAAUUUCCAGUUGUGAAGUAGUAAAUAUGAGUUAAGAUGCAUCCACGUGCUUUGAACUCAUUGAGAAACGCGAUUGGCUAAUGGCAAACAAGCUGUGUCAAGCAUAAACUAAAAGCAUUCUCGCAAACAAAUUAUAGUGCUCAAAAACCUAAUGGUUUGUUGUUGCAUUUAACUGCUGAAAAUGUUGUUAUUGAGGUCAUUUCCUAAGUGGAUAAUGUCAUAGUUCAGCAUGUGGGAGAAGUUCGAGCUCAGGGAUGAUAAAUGAGUUUCCCACUACUAGUAAUUACCAGUCUGAGGGGUGUUCAAGUGGAUUUUUCCCAGUUGUAUGCUUGUAUUUACAAAUGUACGCGAUUUUAUGAACGCAGCAUUAAACCCAUUUCCUUUCAUAAAUUGUGUAUUAUCAUGUGUGCCUGAGACUUGCCCAUUUUCUUGCUUCAGGAAGUACUGUCUGAAGCUUCUGAAGCACCUGUUGGGCUUGCUGAAGGCAGAGAACCCUAGUCUGUCCAAGUUCUGUUCCUACCAUGCCAAGACCACCCUGCUCCACGCCUGCUGCUCCAGGCCCAGGACAGCGACUGGGAGGCGGUCCGGCUGGGACCCUGCUUCCAGCAGCUGCUGGAGGACUUUGAAGGCCAUCUGAAACACAGCAUGCUCCCCAACUUCUUCAUCCCCACACACAACCUGCUGGGCUCCGGUCACGACCGCAAGAGCUGCCAGUUCCUGGCCCGGCGCAUCGAGGAAGAACGCAACAAUGGUUUCCCCAUCUUCCGCAAGUGA
This is a messenger RNA of Coregonus sp. 'balchen', 5804 nucleotides long. Lineage: Eukaryota; Metazoa; Chordata; Actinopteri; Salmoniformes; Salmonidae. The record is from the annotation of a GenBank genome assembly.